Molecule: messenger RNA, 3138 nt
Organism: Zophobas morio
Lineage: Eukaryota; Metazoa; Arthropoda; Insecta; Coleoptera; Tenebrionidae
Product: SWI/SNF-related matrix-associated actin-dependent regulator of chromatin subfamily A member 5-like
Exons: 34
Coding region: 1-3138 (1045 amino acids)
Biological process (GO): regulation of transcription by RNA polymerase II; nucleosome organization
Cellular component (GO): chromatin; nucleus
Molecular function (GO): ATP hydrolysis activity; DNA binding; nucleosome binding
Source: RefSeq, a predicted model, not a curated record
AUGAAAUUUCACAAUCCGACUUCAAAUAAAGUAAUUGAGGUUUCUUCUCAAAGUAAAAAUAAAUUGGAAGAUGCUGAUAUAAAGAAAAAACGUUUUCAUUAUUUACUUCGACAUUCAGAAAUUUUUUCUCAUUUCGUUGAAGAUGGAAAAACUGUUAAUAACUUAAAGAAUUUUGAUUUAUCAGAGAGGAAACCGGAACCUAAAGAGAAGGGCACACUAAUAGGAGGCAGUCGACAUCGCCGUUCUGAGAAGGACGAAGACGAGGAACUAUUAAAUACAGCUCAAGAUAAAUCUUUAACUUCUUCUGUAGUGAUAACAGAAUCUCCUCAUUUUAUCACUGGGGGAGCUCUAAGAGAUUACCAAAUACGCGGCUUAAAUUGGCUUGUGAACUUAUACGAGAACGCCGUUAAUGGGAUUCUAGCAGACGAAAUGGGCUUGGGUAAAACUCUACAAACAAUCUCCCUGUUAGGUUAUCUAAAACAUUUCAAAAACAAUAGCGGCCCUCAUCUUGUCAUUGUUCCUAAAUCCACUUUGCACAACUGGCUUAACGAGUUCCAAAGGUGGUGUCCCAGCUUGCAAACUGUCUUUAUUACGGGCUCUAAAGAAGAACGAAUCGCUUAUAUUAAGGAAGUUCUCCUGACCACCACGUGGGAUGUGCUUAUUACUUCGUAUGAACUGGUUCUUCUAGAGAAGUCUCUUCUGAAGAAAUUUCACUGGCAGUAUUUAGUCAUUGAUGAGGCGCACAGAGUGAAAAAUGAAAAGUCCAAACUAUCUCUUGUGGUUCGCGAAUUUUCCAGUAAACACAGGCUCCUCAUUACGGGGACCCCUCUUCAGAACAAUCUACACGAACUUUGGGCUUUGCUGAAUUUUUUACUUCCAGACUUUUUUGCGUCUUCAGAAGACUUUGAUUCUUGGUUUGACACAAUGUAUGCCGGCGAGGACAAGCAGAAAGAAGUUGUUUCAAAAUUGCAUUCGAUUCUCAAGCCGUUUCUAUUGAGACGCUUGAAGUCAGACGUCGAGAAAACUUUGCCCCCCAAGAAAGAGACCAUCAUUUACGUCCGCAUGUCAGCCAUGCAAAGGGAAUGGUACACGAAGAUUCUGAAAAAGGAUGUGGACGUACUUCAAGGAGGAAAAGCGGAUCGGCUUCGGCUUCUAAAUAUACUUAUGCAACUUCGCAAAUGCUGCAACCAUCCGUAUCUCUUUGACGGCGCUGAGCCAGGGCCCCCAUAUUCUAACGAGGGCUUGACGACCAACUGCGGAAAAAUGACCGUCCUUGAAAAGUUACUCCCUAAGUUGCAGCUGGGUGGCUCUAGAGUUUUAGUCUUUAGUCAGAUGACCCGUAUGUUGGACAUCUUGGAGGAUUUUUGCAAUUGGAAGGGCUAUAAGUACUGUCGAUUAGACGGGCAAACGACCCACGCGGACCGGCAAAAAAUGAUCGACGCUUACAAUAAGGAGGGCAGUGAGAAGUUUAUUUUCUUGCUUAGCACACGGGCUGGCGGCUUAGGGAUCAAUCUUGCUACCGCCGAUACCGUCAUUCUGUACGACAGCGACUGGAAUCCACAGAUGGACCUUCAGGCGAUGGACAGGGCGCACCGCAUUGGCCAGAAGAAGCAGGUUCAAGUCUUUCGGUUCAUUACGGAAAAUACCGUAGAGGAAAGGAUCGUAGAACGGGCCGAAAUGAAACUUCAUCUGGACGCCCUCGUCAUUCAGCAAGGCCGACUGGCUCAACAGAAGCAGAACCUGGAAAAGGACGAGGUUUUGCAUAUGAUUCGAUACGGCGCUGAACGUAUUUUCAACGCGAAGGAUACUGAAAUCACCGAAGAGGACAUCGACGCAAUUCUGAGAAGAGGCGAGGAAAAGACUCUGGCCUUGAAUGCAAAGUUAAAAGAGGCCGGCUACGACCGCUUGAAAGGGCUUUCAUUGGACACUCAACCCAGCAGCGUGUACGAAUUUGAGGGCGAGGAUUGGAGGGCUAAGAGCCGUGACGCCUCAACAGGGUUUUACAUUGACAUUGGUAAGCGCGAGGCAGUAAAAGCCGGCAGCUAUGAUGUAGACCAGUACUACAGGGAAACACUGAAGCUGUCAUCUGAGAGGAAGACGAGACAGCCGCGCCCGCCUAAGCAGCCAUUCGUACACGACCAUCAGUUCUAUCCGCCUCGUCUGUAUGAGUUGCUGGAUAAAGAAAAAUAUGUCUACUGGAAACUCAUCCAGUACGUCGUUUCGGACGCCGAUGUGGAGGACCCUGCCGAGCGCGCUGCACUUCAGGAAAAAGUCCAAAGCAGCACGGAACUCACCGAGGAGGAGUUGGAUGAGAAGGAGCGACUUCUCAAGCAGGGCUACAACAACUGGAGCCGCAGGGAUUUCACAUCUUUCUGUAAAGCCUGCGAGAAGUACGGCCGCCGAGACCUCGAGAGCAUCGCUGCUGAGUUGGAGGGCAAAACUUUGAAGGAAGUGCGUGACUACAGCGACACCUUCUGGAGGCGCUACAAAGAACUCAGCGGCUGGGAGAAGUAUAUAGCAUCAAUCGAACGCGGGGAAGCUAAGUUGCAGAAAAAAGGUGAGACUGUGAAUGCGCUGAAAAGAAAGAUGGCUCGCUACCGACAACCGUUUCAGCAACUCAAGAUAGCUUACAGCACCAACAAAGGCCGGCACUUCACCGAAGAGGAGGACCGAUUUCUGGUGUGCAUGCUGUACACGCUCGGCGUCGACACCGAAGACGUGCACGAGCGCCUUCUCCGGGAAGUUCGGCAGGCCCCACAGUUUCGCUUCGACUGGUUCAUCAAAAGUCGAACGGCUGAAGAGCUGAAGAAGCGUUGUUCGCAGCUACUUAAUCUUAUUGAAAAGGAAGAAUCCGAUCUUGCCGAGAUGGAAAAGAAAAAAAGAAAAGCUAAAAGUAACUUUACACCUAAGAAAAGCUCCGAGGCGGCGAAAAAGAUGGUUAAAAGAAUAAAUAAAAGCACCAGUCUAACCCGAAAUCCAAACCUUAACCCUAACCUAGUCUUGAGAUUAAGUAAGGAUUUGUUCUAUGCACUGCCGUCGGAAGGGAUAAGAAAUUUAUUAAAACUUUACAACGAAAUAACGACGUCUAGUAUCAUGCAAGAAAGCAAAUCGCAGCGGAAACUACAAGAGAACAAGUGA